Messenger RNA from Striga asiatica, 1225 nucleotides. The record is from the annotation of a GenBank genome assembly. Lineage: Eukaryota; Viridiplantae; Streptophyta; Magnoliopsida; Lamiales; Orobanchaceae.
CUGGGAUUUGAUCCAUUUUUCUUCCAAGUAAAACCCUAAAAUCCCAAAUCGAACCCCUUGCGUGUUAAUUCUUCGUAACUUUUCGUAUUAAAACCAAAUUGAUCUUAACUGGCAUUCUGCUUCAGCUACAAUUACAUAGAUUUGAAUAAAAAUGGAGUGCGUGGUUCAGGGAAUUAUAGAGACCAAGCACGUCGAGGCCCUGGAGAUUCUUCUUCAAGGGCUCUGUGGGGUUCAUCGUGAGAGCCUGAGGAUUCAUGAAUUGUGUCUUAAAAGUGUUCCAAACCUUGGAUUAGUCUCUUCUGAACUCCGACUUCUCUGUGAUCUCGAGCAGCCUGAACCCACUUGGACCGUUCGCCACAUAGGUGGUGCCAUGAGGGGUGCAGGGGCCGAGCAAAUUUCGGUUCUGGUGAGGACUAUGGCUGAAAGCAAGGUCAGCAAAAACGCGCUCCGUUUGUUUUAUGCGCUCGGUUACAAAUUGGACCAUGAGCUGUUGAGAGUGGGGUUCGCCUUCCAUUUCUACAGAGGGGCCCACAUAACAGUGACCGUGUCUUCUGUCAAUAAAAUGCUGAAACUUCACGCAACCGACGAGGCUGUGCCGGUGACUCCUGGCAUACAGCUGGUCGAGGUGACAGCUCCGGCCUCGUCUGAGAAUUACACCGAGGUUGCCUCGGCUGUUUCGUCUUUUUGUGAAUAUCUUGCGCCGUUACUCCAUUUAUCGAAACCUGGUGUCUCGACUGGAGUUGUCCCCACUGCCGCCGCAGCUGCAGCUUCUCUGAUGUCGGAUGGUGGAGGCACAUCACUUUAAUCGUGGAGUCGUGCAUAACUGAUUGUAUUAUGUGCUACUUUUUCAUAAUUUUUGUUUAUUUAUUAUUGUUUAUUGUGCGUGUUGUUGAGAAGAUGUUACAGCUUGAAUAGAGUUAUUGAAACGAGCAGACAGGGCACAAAAAAAAAGCCUAACAUUUUUCCUGGCCUAGGAAAAAACGAGACCAAGCCCUUUAGAAAUGGCCUUGUUAAACUAAAUAAAUGUGCUGUCUUUCGUCAAGUUCAUCCUUUGAAAACAUCUGGUUUGGAAUGCAUGUCAUGAACCGGAUUGCCGUUGUGAAUGGAGUUUCAUUGAUCAAGCAAGAACGUUCUUGAGAAUUUGGCGUCAGCCAAUCUUGGCUCCAAAUCCUUUAGGAAAAAUCUAGGCAACCCUUUUACAAAUUGUUAAUGUAUGUUGUUUCCA